Molecule: messenger RNA, 1739 nt
Organism: Amaranthus tricolor (Joseph's coat)
Lineage: Eukaryota; Viridiplantae; Streptophyta; Magnoliopsida; Caryophyllales; Amaranthaceae
Exons: 5
Coding region: 566-1243 (225 amino acids)
Source: RefSeq, a predicted model, not a curated record
GGUAUUUGUUUAUUGUUGACUUGCAAAGAAGAUAACAAAUCAUGAACACACACUUUUUCGGGCCGGGCCGGCCCGCGGGCCAAACACCAAAUCCCAAACCCGUCCCAAAAAAAAAUCGAGCCACUUAUUUUCUACCCAAACCCGCCCAUCGGGCCAUAAUUUGGUACCCAAACCCUCACUUUUUCGGGCCGGAUCGGACCGGGCCGCCCAUGAUCACCUCUACUAGAGACCAAAAUUCAUAACCUCAAACUCUCACGAGGAGAGAGAUUAAAACCCAAUAUAUGGGUAGAAUCAACAUAAUGAAUGAGUAGAACGAGGAUAAAAAAUUAUUUUAAUCAUAUUAAAAAAAACUUUAACAGAGAAAUUAAAGACUUACCAUCAACUAAAAAUUAAUGAUAGCCCAAACCAACUAUAGAGAUUAGUAUUUUUUAAUGGCACAUAGACUAGAUCCUCUAGAAUUCCAAAGGGUUCAAAAAUUGAAGCUUCGCGCCUUUUUAUCGAAAAUCCUUGAAGAACAUUGCAUCACUCCAAUCCAGUACAUUAUAUCGCUUUCCAAGUUGCAGCAAUGAAACCCAGAAAUUCAACUUCGUUAAGGGGACCUGGGCAACUUUCUAUUCCUUCCACCUUCCUUUCUCGUCGUUCUCAUCCAUGUUCCAGAAACAAUUCGAAUGGUUCACAAUCACCAUCACAGAGAAACAAUCGCAGUUCCACUCUCUCGCUUGGUGCCUUUCUCAAUAGCAAGUUACAUAAAACUUCUGUUCUUCCUAUUGAUAAGGAUAAAAAUGCAUUCUCAGUGCUCAAAGAGGAUAAGCUUUGUCCAACAGCAGUCAGCAAUUCCCUAGAUGAAUUGGUUUUUAAGGAUAAGCAAUAUGCUGGUGCAGGAGGUCGUGAUGAAAGAGGACAUGUGAUUGAAGAUUCAGUGUUAAAGCUGUUUAAUGAUUUAGGAGGAAGGGUCAGAAAGAGAUCUCCUGAUCGCUUAUCUGCCUCAAGGUUUGAAUGCAACUCAAAGCAGCAGGGUCAGAAUCAUUUGCUAGUCCUCGGAGAUGACCCAAAACCAAAGAGAAGAAACUGUGGUCAAGUUUCAUGCAGCUCUAAGAAACCAAGACCUUUUUAUAAUUAUUAUGAAAGUGGAACAGGUUGGUGGGAACCUGAAAGAGAAGGUGUAGACAAUGAUGAAGUUGGUAGCAAAGACAUUUGGGAAGGCAUGGGCUCAACCACACUUGGAGGACUCGAAUGGAACUGAUGCUUUAAGCUUUUUUAACCUUCAUCAGCUAGUAAGUAAGUGUCCUUCAUUUCGGACAUUAUUAUUUUCUGUUUUUACCAAGUUCCUCCCAAGCUCAUUAGCGAUCAAGGGAGUUGAUUCAGUAGAGAAGUUAUUGAGUUGCUUCAGAAAUUUAGAGUGCAUGAAGCAAUGUUUGUACAAGGGAAUGUCAAAAUUCUAUGAAUUUUUUAGCAUGUAGGAUGAAAACAAGCUUUUACUUGUUCAACAUGUAAGUAUGAACAAAACAAUGGUGUAAAUAAAGUGGAAGUCAUGGAUGACUCAAAAUGAGGGCAACGUCUACUUGUGUCAUAGUAUUAGUAGCAACUAGCAAGUCAUUAUAAUGGAUGACUAGUCAUGAAAGAUAAACUCAACUUAGCUUUGGUAUAGUUUUGAACCUUUUAACUCAAUUGUGUUGCUCAAAUGUUUGCUUGAGAUUUUAAAUUUUGUAGUAAGGUUAAGAAAAAUGUAAGUUGACAAA